Messenger RNA from Mytilus californianus (California mussel), 1582 nucleotides. Its product is annotated as thyrotropin-releasing hormone receptor-like. The transcript has 3 exons. Gene Ontology annotation, biological process: G protein-coupled receptor signaling pathway. The record is from RefSeq and is a predicted model, not a curated record. Gene Ontology annotation, molecular function: thyrotropin-releasing hormone receptor activity. Bases 128 to 1378 code for a protein of 416 amino acids. Gene Ontology annotation, cellular component: membrane. Lineage: Eukaryota; Metazoa; Mollusca; Bivalvia; Mytilida; Mytilidae.
UUUCCCCUGAAUAUGGAAUUUAUUCUAUAAAAAUUGUCUAUACUUGAUACUUCUAGUUAGUGAUUACGUAUAACGUCAACAAAGUUCAAUUUUAUUCAUCUUUUUCAUGAAGUGUCACUAGUUUCAGAUGGAGCCUUGGGACGGUUUGAUAAACAUUACAUGUAACAUAACUAACUGUACAAUGUCCGAAUGCAUGCUUGUAGAGGAGUUCGAACAUUUUCCCGCAUGUUACGUAGUAGUAGCUGUGAUUUUACUUACCGUGAUUUUUGUAAUGGGGUUUGUUGGAAAUAUUCUUGUUAUAACUGUAGUCAUCAAACGCCGCAGUAUGCAUACGACUACAAAUUGUUAUCUCUUAAGUCUCGCCUUCGCUGACCUCUUGUUAUUAUUAUCAGCCGCCUUACCUGCUACAGCUGAACCGUUCUAUAAGCGCGCUGAAUGGCCGUAUGGACACGUUUUAUGCUCAAUAAUGGUUUUCGUGCAAUAUUUUGGAGCUAACGCGUCAGCGCUUUCUAUAACAGCCUUUACCAUUGAAAGAUACAUUGCUAUAUGCCAUCCAAUGAAAGCUCAAAUCAUGUGCACAACAGAACGUGCAAAGAAAAUAAUUAUAGGACUAUGGUGUUUUGCUCUGAUGUAUUGUGCACCUUGGUUAGGUCUUAGUGAAAUUACAUGUGAAAUAAAUUAUAUGGGUGAAACGAUGGAAUCCUGUGGUUAUAGACUAGAAAGAUAUCAAUACAGGGUAUAUUAUUUGAUAGAUCUUGUUAUUUUUUAUAUUGUACCGUUGGUUAUCACUGCGGUGUUAUAUUCAUCUAUUGUGCAUAUGCUAUACAACACAACCAUUUAUUGUUCCCGGCGUAAAAGAUCUAUAGACAAACGGAAACGGACAGCUGUAUCCUCUAGACGCCAGGUUGUAAAGAUGCUGAUUGUCAUUGUAGCCGUAUUUUGUAUCAUGUGGAUGCCUUACAGAACAGUCGUAGUGUACAAUUCCUUCAGUGAUUAUAAUAUUUCAAAUGUCUGGUUUUGGCUUGUAUGUAGAAUAAUGGUUUAUACGAACAGUGCUAUAAACCCUAUACUUUAUAAUGCUAUGUCGAUGAAGUUUAGAGAAGCUUUUACAGCUAUAUUAUGCCAUAGACAACUUGUAAAACAAAGAUGUCGUCGAUGUAGCCAAAAUCUUGGCACACAUGAUCCAACUGUGGGAAGUACUCGUAAAAAUCAGCAGUAUUCUCUGGUAACGUCAUCUACCGGUCAUGUAUUGCAAAUGGAACAGAAUGAAAUAUAUGAACUUAAUGAGAAGAUUUCUAACGAAGAAAGAUGUAGUUCGUGCAUAGAUGUUAAUGGAUACUUAUCAGAUAGUGAGAAGAGAAUGAAUGUUUCUUCAUAGAUAUAUGUCUGUUAAUGUUUAUUACCAUUUAAUCUUUAAAGAUAUUCGGGUCUUGCUGUAUGUAUUAAAUUAAUCCAAAUUCUAUAGGCGAUGUCCAACAUUUGAUAUCUACCAUUGGUGACUAACAUGUUUUUUCUUCCAAAUCAUUGUUCAAAUUGAAAAUUAAUAAAACAAAAUCUUUUAUUUCCUGUUUCUGUCUCGCCU